UUAUGUUAUAGACGAGGAUGAAAACAGUGGUUGAAAGGGAAGAUAUAAAGUUGUUUUAUAUCCACAUUAUUACACGAUUCGCGUAGUCUUGGCAGCCACACGGCUCAAUCGUUGUUGCAAUUAAGGGCUACGUUUGCUUAUUCGUAUUCUCUUCAUCUGUGCACCGAAACCACACAACGAAGUGGUAGCAGAGCGCCAGGACUGUUGCCGAAAACAGCCAGGGCUAUGGCCGACUCGGUGAAGACCUUCCAGUCCCAUCUCACUUCUGUCAUGGACAGUUUGGUCAGGGCAACGGUGUGCGAAAUCACGAAACUCUUCCAGGACACUGUCAACGAUUACCUCGUGGAAAUAUCGCUGAACAGAAAGGAAAACGAGGCCCUGAAGCUGAGGCUGAGACUGACGGAGAACAAACUGAGGAAUGAGCGAAAAUACGGAAUGGGUUGGACGGCGAGUCGCCGCAGCGCUGGGCUGCUGGUUUCGGACGACAGCGGUCGGAAAAAACGAAGAGUUGAAAUCCCCAGGGUCAAGCAGAGAGGAGGCACGACUUUUGGGAAGGACUGGACCGGCAACCCGUGGGAGGAAGGAGGCCCUGCCUCAGGGGAGGCUGGCGAGGAGGCCCGGGACGUUUACCUCGUCCAGCUCCCCGGCGGAGAGGAGGAAGAGGAGGAGUGUGUAGCAGGGGAGAGGGAGGAGGCCACCAACAUCAAAGAGGAGUCCACAGACAUGGAAGGAGGGUACAGACCAGAGUCUCUCAGACUCAUACAGGAAGCACUUCAGAUGGACCCAACGGACCCGAACAUUCAUGCAGGUACCAGGAUCCAAAUGGAAGGAGAUGUAGAGUCUGGCGCCGUGAUCGCCGAGGCCGGAGAGAGGGCACCCGUGGAGCAGCCUCGCUGUGAGGAGGAGUGGGACAUGGAGGCCGCCCCGGCGGAGGGGACGGAGGACUUCCCCGAGCCGCACAGGCCCAGGCACGGCGUGGAGGACCUGAGCGGGCUGGAGACGGCCCUGAAGGCCGAGAGGGGGAAGGAGCAUCCGGGCCAGAGGCUCGGCCAGCCAGGCCCGGAGCACGACGCGGAGGACUUUGGCGGGGCGGCGCCGGAGAGCGUGGUGAAUAGCCUGGGCUGUGAGCUGGAGUACGUGAUGUCGCAGAAGUAUAUCGGGCUGGACGGCAUGUGCAGCUCGGAGCAGGAGGCGGCGCUGCAGGCGGCGCCGCCGGCCGAGAGGGACGCCGACGGCCUGCUGGAGGUCCACGCCCGCCUGGGUCCCGCCCUGCCACACCCAGAGGUCCGGGGGUUCAGCGCCGGGCGCGUGAAGGAGGGGCUGCGCCCCCUCCCAGGGGUCGGGGCCGAGCUCCGGUCCGGCUGGCCCAAAAGGGCGCGGGAGGGUGACGGGGGCGGGGCGGACAGGCUGGCAGUGUCGCUGGAGCAGGCCCCGCCCCUCGCGGGCGGGAGCGUGGGGGAGCCCGCCGGCGACGCAGGGGACUUCUUGAACUUCUGCGCCCAGUGCGGGAGCAGCUUCGGCUCGGCCGCAGACCUGGAGGACCACCCAUGCCUCCUGUCCGUGCCGAACCAGCACCACAGCUGCGCCGUAUGCGGGAAGAGCUUCGGCCAGCCCGCGCACCUCCGCGCCCACAUGCGCCUGCACGCGGGGGAGGCCGGGGAGAGACCCUACCACUGCGCCCAGUGCGGCCGCUCCUUCAACCAGUCCUGGAACCUCAAGAACCACGAGUGCGUGCAGUCGGGCGAGAGGCCGCACCGCUGCGAGCUGUGCGGGAAGCGCUUCACCCACUCGCGCUCGCUGGAGCGGCACCAGCUGGUGCACACGGGGGAGAGACCACACCGCUGCCCCCAGUGCGGCCGCAGCUUCAGCCGCCUGGGCAACCUGGAGAGGCACCAGCGCAUCCACACGGGGGAGAGACCGUACGCUUGCACCGCCUGCGGCAAGCGCUUCAGCCGGGUGGAGUACCUGAAGAGGCACCAGCAGAUCCACAGCGGAGAGCGAGCCGGGCACCAGUGCAGCCACUGCGGGAAGGCCUUCAGCGAGCCGGAGCAGCUGAAAACUCACCAGUGUUUUUAUAACAUUUAAUUUCAGUAACAUUGACGACUCUUUGUAAUAUCGGUGAUUGUCGUGCACUCCCAUCCCGCAUCCUCAGCUGUCAUUCAUUGCAAUCCCUUCAUGAAGACCUUGUGCGAAAGAAAUGAUAGCAGUUAGAUUUCUGCCACUGAAUGAAGUAGGGUGUUUUGGUCAUAAAGAGGAAAAGGUAUUGUGCUUUAUUUAUGAUUCUUAGACUCGAUUUGUGAUUUUCAGUUUCAUAUUCACUUGAAAAA
This is a messenger RNA of Megalops cyprinoides (Indo-Pacific tarpon), 2327 nucleotides long. RefSeq names its product zinc finger protein 768. Gene Ontology annotation, cellular component: PcG protein complex; transcription regulator complex. The record is from RefSeq and is a predicted model, not a curated record. NCBI's taxonomy places the organism in Eukaryota, Metazoa, Chordata, Actinopteri, Elopiformes, Megalopidae. The transcript has 5 exons. Gene Ontology annotation, biological process: regulation of transcription by RNA polymerase II. Bases 226 to 2085 code for a protein of 619 amino acids. Gene Ontology annotation, molecular function: DNA-binding transcription factor activity, RNA polymerase II-specific; RNA polymerase II cis-regulatory region sequence-specific DNA binding.